Messenger RNA from Brassica oleracea var. oleracea, 2068 nucleotides. RefSeq names its product UPF0496 protein At3g49070. Bases 935 to 2068 code for a protein of 377 amino acids. The record is from RefSeq and is a predicted model, not a curated record. The transcript has 4 exons. NCBI's taxonomy places the organism in Eukaryota, Viridiplantae, Streptophyta, Magnoliopsida, Brassicales, Brassicaceae.
GAUCAAAUUUAAAUUUUCUUUGAAAAUACUUACAUGGAAUGACAUAAACAUUAUGACUAGGAAGGUUGAUGAAUCGAAAGCCCUCACAUGUGAAUAUUUCAGUUGUUUCAAGCUCAAAUUAUCAGCUAGUACUGCGCUGACUAGAUGUCUUUAACUGGUUUGAUUAUGUUUACUGGAGACUUUUUAUUUUCUUUUCUGGAUAAGCAUCUGCAGAUGACUCUGCCUGAAAAGGCUGGCUGAAGACAGGUACAACCAUUAAGACAGUGGUGAGGAUCUCAUGCAAUUAGUUGGUGAAAAAUGUCUUAUCUCCUUAUGUUUGAUCCGCCCGCUUGCUGAAACCAAAACCUUAGAUAGCUGGGAUAUUAAGUGCACUGUUAAUGGCGGUGGAUCUACAGGUCAAAUUGGAGCUAUUCAACUGGGUAUAUCACUAGGGCAUUGCAAAACUGGGAUCCACAUAUGCGGACAGCACUUGGAGCCGGAAUAGAAAACUUCAAAGAUCUAGAUGAAAACGAAAUUGGAUAAGCUCUCUACCGCACCUUCCAAAUUUGGCAAGCAUGGUCCUAUGGGUUUGCGUAAAGACUUUCCAUAAAAGUGCAAUGAAUGGAUAGGAAACGCUGUUGAUAACUUGUUGUAUUCACUUGGAUGCCCUCUUUUACAUUACUUGCAAUAGAAGCAUCGACUUCUCUAUAUUUCUUCACUCCCACUACAAGUACUAAUAAAACUAAUAGUUUCCCAUCAAAAUCCUUGGAUAUCCCUAUUUCUUGCAAUCUAAACAAAUAUUUCUUUUAUUUACCUUUCGUUUCUGAUAAAUAUAUCACAUGACGAACUACAUAAUAAAAUCAAACCAUCUUCUUCUUCUCGUUCUCAGUUUCUUCACCCAACAUCAUAAACCAAAAGCUCUCUACUCGAAGAUAAAAUAGAUUUUGCUUCAUCCAUGAUCUCAAGGAAUAUAAUGGGCAUAAAAGUUUCAUCAAAGAUCAAAAGGCUUCUUGCAUCCUCAGCUUCGGGAAAUUCAAGUCCCGAAGAUGGUGAUGACGUGGACGUCAGAGAAGAAUAUGCAAACGCCUUCCGCACAGAAUCAUACAAUCAGUUCUGGACACGUGUCAUUAGUUUAAACCGCAAAAAGUCCACCUUGUCUCCUCCUUCUUCACCGAUCGAAUCAUCCUCCACGUCAGCUCGUCUCAUGUCAUACCGCCUCUUCGCACAUAACCUGCUAGAACCGGAUCCGAACACCGUUACUAAGAUCCUGGUUCUAUCCCGGGUCGGACGACCCACCCGUACUCUUCUUUCCGAUUACUUCUUGGAGACGGCAAACGCUUUCUUGCUUUGCACGCUAUUACUUAAAAACAUUCAUCGUCUCCGUUCUAAGUACGAAUCUCUGAAACCGAAAUUUCAGUCGGAGACACAUAAUUCGUUGGCUUUCCUUGACCAAUUCACGGAGCUAUCAAGAUGGUUCGACCCGUUUAUCUCGUCAGGUUCUAGGAUCCAGUUAACCAGAACCGGCUGCUUAAGCCUGCUAAAACGGAUAGAGUCGAGCCGAGACAAGACACGAACCAAACUCAAGCUCAUGAACGGACUAAGUCAUAGCUCAGGCCUUCUCGUUUUGGCUCUAACCACUACGUUGAUUGUUACCAUCGCCUCCCACGCCUUUGCUUUGUUCAUAGCCGGUCCGACCCUUUUAACCGGUCGAUUCAAACCGGUUGGUUUAAGGAAUAAGCUAACGAAAACUGCGGCUCGUCUCGACGUGGCUGCGAAAGGUACUUACAUCUUAAGCCGCGAUUUGGACACGAUAAGCCGGUUGGUGACGCGGAUUAAUGACGAAGUGGAGCACGUACGAGCCAUGGCUGAGUUUUGGGCUGGGAGAGGAUCGGGUCGGGUUCGAGGCGGGGAAGAAGUGGCCCGAGAGUUGAAGAGAUGUGAAGAGAGCUUCAGUGAAGAGCUUGAUGAGCUUGAAGAACAUAUCUACUUGUGUUUCAUGACUAUUAACCGAGCAAGGAAUCUUGUUGUAAGAGAGAUUAUGCAUCCGGAUGAUCCACCUGAUUGUUCAUUCGCUCCCAAAUCCAAAUAA